AUGUCAAGAGACCCAUAUCUAGACGUUAAGGGCGAUGUCGAAUCCAACCUCUCCACUCUCCAUACCCUUCUCACCUCUCAAGAACGCAUCCGCUCCCAAUCGUCAAGCCGAGAAACGCCUGCAGCUCGCCAGGCGGCAGACGAAAUUAGCCGAGUGCUAGAUCUGCUCGAGGGGGAUUUGGAGGAUCUGGAUGAGAGUGUACGGGCCGUAGAGGCUGUUGGGGACAGAUGGGGAAUAGGAGAAGGUGAAAAGAAGGGAAGAAGGGCCUUUGUGGAGAGGGUGAAGAGGGAGGUACAGGGACUCAGACGAAAGAUCACAUCGAAUAGCCGGGGAGGGAAGGGGAAAGCACCAGCAAAGUAUACCGACAACCCGGAUGCGGAUCUUGAGCGGGGCGACGAGGAUGUGGAAGAAACCCGGAGAUGGGAGAUGGAGGAGCAACAGACGCUCAUGCGCCGACAAGAUGAUACCCUGGGCGUCAUUUCUGGUACACUGCAUACCUUGGCGAGUCAAGCUGGACUAAUUGGGAAUGAGGUGAAUGAGCAGUCAGAGAUGCUGGAUGACCUCUCAACUCGGGUCGACACAACAGAUAGUCGUCUGCGGAAAGCUACUCGACAGCUGAAUGAUUUCAUACGGCGCAACGAAGAAACAAAAAGCGGAUGGUGCAUCUGCAUUUUGAUCUUCGUCCUCAUCAUUCUGCUCGUCGCCGUCAUCCUCACAUAA
This is a messenger RNA of Dioszegia hungarica, 720 nucleotides long. RefSeq names its product t-SNARE. The record is from RefSeq and is a predicted model, not a curated record. Gene Ontology annotation, cellular component: membrane; endomembrane system; SNARE complex. Gene Ontology annotation, biological process: Golgi to vacuole transport; intracellular protein transport; vesicle fusion. The coding region runs from base 1 to 720 and encodes 239 amino acids. Lineage: Eukaryota; Fungi; Basidiomycota; Tremellomycetes; Tremellales; Bulleribasidiaceae. Gene Ontology annotation, molecular function: SNARE binding; SNAP receptor activity. The transcript has 6 exons.